Trypanosoma conorhini is the source of this 1077-nucleotide messenger RNA. Its product is annotated as metacaspase. Bases 1 to 1077 code for a protein of 358 amino acids. Gene Ontology annotation, biological process: proteolysis. Gene Ontology annotation, molecular function: cysteine-type endopeptidase activity. NCBI's taxonomy places the organism in Eukaryota, Euglenozoa, Kinetoplastea, Trypanosomatida, Trypanosomatidae. The record is from RefSeq and is a predicted model, not a curated record. The transcript has a single exon.
AUGGGGUUUGAUUUCAACUGCCUGAAGAAUGUCUUCAGCCUGGUGAGGGAGGUCAGUGGGGCGAAGGGGAAGAUAAACUACAUGGACCUGGGACUGAAGCUCGUUAAGCUUACCGGUCCCUACAUAGUGCAGUACCUUGGCACCGUCAAUCGCCCGCCGCGGGUCGACGUCGCGGAGGCCUUCCAGCAGGCGGCGGAGACGGAGGGCUUCAAGCCGUGGGAGGCGCCCGCCCAGAAGAGCGGCAAAUUUCGUGCCCUCUUCAUCGGCAUCAACUACUACGGCACCCGCGCCGAGCUCUCCGGCUGCUGCAACGACGUGAAACAAAUCCUCGCCACGCUGCAGAAGAAGCGGUUCCCCAUUGACGAGGCGAGCAUCCUCGUGGAUGAGGAGGGAUUCCCUGGCGCCAACGGCCUCCCCACGCGCGACAACAUCGUGCGCUACAUGGCCUGGCUGGUGAAGGACGCAAAGGCGGGCGACGUGCUCUUCAUGCACUUCUCGGGCCACGGCACCCAGACGCGUGCGCUGAGCGACUCGGAGGAGGCGUUUGACCAGUGCAUUGCCCCCGUCGACUUCGAACGCAACGGCUGCAUCCUUGACGAUGACAUUUUUAAAAUUCUGCUCCGAAGCCUGCCGCAUGGGGUGCGACUCACCGUAGUCUUCGACUGCUGCCACUCUGGCUCCAUGCUUGACCUGCCGUACACGUUUGUGGGCGGCAGAAGCGUGCGCAGCGGCGUCACCGGGCACAUGCAGCGCAUCCGCCGCGGAAACAACUGUGACGGGGACGUGCUAAUGAUCUCCGGCUGCGCCGACGAGCAGACCUCCGCGGACGUGGCCAACGCCGCCGCGUUUGGGACGGGCGCGACAGGCGCUGGUGGGGCCGCCACGCAGUGUCUGACCUACACAAUACUCAAAACGAGCAACCUCUCGUACCAGGACAUGCUCAUCGCCACCCGCGACAUGCUGAAGAAAAAGCGGUUUACGCAGGUGCCGCAGCUGAGUGCGUCGAAGCCUAUCGAUCUGCAACGGGAGUUUUCACUCAUGAAGGUCUUUGAGGUGGACCCAGCCGUCGCACAGUAG